This is a messenger RNA of Punica granatum (pomegranate), 2105 nucleotides long. The record is from RefSeq and is a predicted model, not a curated record. NCBI's taxonomy places the organism in Eukaryota, Viridiplantae, Streptophyta, Magnoliopsida, Myrtales, Lythraceae.
CCUCUCUCUCUCUCUCUCUCUCUGUCCACUGAACACAACGUUUGGUGGUGUCUUCCACCUCGACCGAGCCUUACGACAUCAUCAUCAAUCAAUUGGAUCCUUUCUGAUCUGUCUGUAAUUUCCAUAUCUUUUUACCUCAAUUAUUAUUAUUUAACCUUUUCGAUUAUUAUAUGAUUCAUUGAAGCUCAACCCCACCAGCCACCACCACCACCACCACCACCACCAUCGCCAUCUCUGUCUGCGACUGACUGGUCCGUCAAUCCCCAUUAUCAUCGCAAUUAAACAAAAUCAUUCCUUUAAAUCCAAACUCUCCAUAAGCUCCCAGCAUUCAGAAGAAGAAGAGCCAAGAUUAGCCGAGAAUGGCUUCUAUGGCCUCCAUGUUCGCCAAACCCGCCACCCGACCCGUUUCCCACCACCCCCACAAGCCCCUGUCCCGCCAAUUCUUCCCUUCUGCUUCGGUUCAAAUCCGGCGAAGACCCACCUCCGCGACCGGGGCCUUGAGGACCCGAGCGGCCCUGAUCGAGCCCGACGGCGGGAGGCUUGUGGACCUCCGGGUGGAGCCCGACCGGAGGGACGAGAAGAGGCGGGAGGCGGUGGCCCUGCCGAAGGUGAAGCUGUCGCGGAUCGACCUCCAGUGGGUCCACGUCCUCAGCGAGGGCUGGGCCAGCCCCCUCUCCGGGUUCAUGAGAGAAUCCGAGUUCCUCCAAACUCUUCAUUUUAACUCCCUCCGGCUCGACGACGGGUCAGUGGUCAACAUGUCCGUGCCGAUCGUCCUCGCGGCCGACGACUCCGACAAGCAGAGGAUUGGCGAGUCCAAGAAGGUCGCCCUAGUCGGCCCCGACGAUGUCCCCAUCGCCAUCCUCAGCGACAUCGAGAUCUACAAGCACCCCAAGGAAGAACGCAUGGCCAGAACAUGGGGAACCACUGCGCCAGGUCUACCAUAUAUUGAGGAAGCUAUUAAAAAUGCUGGAAACUGGCUUAUUGGGGGCAACUUAGAGGUCAUCGAGCCGAUCAAGUAUCAUGAUGGUCUCGACCGGUUCCGGCUCUCACCUGCUGACCUUCGCAACGAGUUCACAAAACGAAACGCUGAUGCAGUGUUUGCCUUUCAGCUAAGGAACCCCGUGCAUAAUGGACAUGCUCUCCUUAUGACUGAUACUCGUCGUAGACUUCUGGAGAUGGGGUAUAAGAAUCCGAUACUUCUCCUUCAUCCUCUGGGAGGAUACACCAAGGCAGAUGAUGUUCCACUUAGUUGGAGGAUGAAGCAGCACGAGAAGGUGCUUGAGGAUGGGGUCCUUGAUCCUGAGACGACUGUAGUCUCCAUAUUCCCAUCUCCGAUGCACUAUGCGGGUCCCACUGAGGUGCAGUGGCAUGCAAAAGCUCGAAUCAAUGCGGGGGCCAACUUUUACAUUGUGGGCCGGGACCCAGCAGGCAUGGGCCAUCCUGUUGAGAAAAGAGACCUCUAUGAUGCUGACCAUGGGAAGAAAGUCUUAAGCAUGGCUCCCGGACUUGAGAGGCUAAACAUCCUACCUUUCAAGGUUGCUGCUUAUGAUAAGACCCAGGGUAAAAUGGCAUUCUUUGACCCAUCGAGACCUCAGGACUUCCUCUUCAUCUCCGGCACCAAGAUGCGAACCCUGGCAAAGAACAAGGAGAACCCGCCCGAUGGCUUCAUGUGCCCCGGUGGAUGGAAGGUACUGGUUGACUACUAUGACAGUCUCACUCCUUCGGGCAGUGAGCGGGUCCCAGAAGCUGUCCCAGCUUAGAUGUACCCCGCCCAAGUUAUUCGAUGAAUGUCCUCUGCUGUACCAUAAUGUGUGAUUGGAAAUCUGCCCCGAAAGAGCCCUUUGGGACACCAUUUAUGUCUUAAUGUGUGGUGCAAAUGUCCUGCCCUGCAAGGAAGUCCCUACCCCACCUCUCUGCAUAAGAACCAUAUGUAAGACAAGUCAACGGUUCAGAGACACCAGAUGUAAGGCAACAUUAGACACUGUCGUAACCUUGUAAAUUUAUCGUGUGGUUGCUAAAAGAUGUAUGUCAUGACUCAGUUCGCUUGCAUUCAUCCUUGUGAAUGCAUGCAUGUUAUAAAUCAUACCGUGCUUGAUUAUUUCUGC